Pichia kudriavzevii is the source of this 1131-nucleotide messenger RNA. RefSeq lists its product as uncharacterized. Gene Ontology annotation, molecular function: protein binding. The record is from RefSeq and is a predicted model, not a curated record. Lineage: Eukaryota; Fungi; Ascomycota; Pichiomycetes; Pichiales; Pichiaceae. The coding region runs from base 1 to 1131 and encodes 376 amino acids. The transcript has a single exon.
AUGUUUUUUUUUCCGGAUAUAAAACAUCAACGGUUCAGAAUUUACGUGUUUUUUUUCUUUGUAUUUAAAUCCGAUAUCAGUAAAUUGACCAACAUGUCUACAGAUGGUAAAGAAAAAAACGGUGACAUCGAAGGUGAAAACUCCCCUGUGGAACAUUCCACUCCAGCGGUGAGAAAGGAAAGUCUUUUUGAUGAAACAAAUAGUGCCGAGGAAGUUGAUUUUCCUAAAGAUUUACCUGGAUCCCAGUCAAUCACGCAAACCGCAAAUUCAUAUCGUGAAACAGACUCCGACUCCUAUUCUGAUACAUCUGAUAACGACGAUUUGGAAGAAGAAGAUAGUGAAGUGGAAGAUGAAAAUGACAAUGACAACGCCUAUAGGGAUGUGAAGACUAACAGUUCUAAAACUGAACAUCCUUUUAGAGAUACUGCGGAAGCUACUGAAAAGAACCACUGUCCGACUGACGAAGAUAUCCCCGGGUAUAAGCAAAUUGUCAGUUUAUUCAGAAAGAAACAGCUUAAUGGAAUGUCCAAAAUCUUAAAAUCUAUUGAUCAGCAGCUACCUCGUGACUUCAGGGAAUACAAACAUGCUGUAGCUGCGAGAGAAAAGAGGGCAGAACGCUUGAUUAGCAGACUUAUAAAAGAGAACCUGGAACUCAAAAGGAAAAUUGGUACAUACAAAAAGGGAGGAAGAAAAAUCAUCAAUGAUAGCAUACCUGACAAUUCCUAUCCUGUACAACAUACCAGGCUAAGUAAUCCUAAUAUAUUCAGCACCAUCAUAUCCUCUACUACAGAAGCUGAUUACGAGAGGUGCUCAACCAUCAUCAGCAUGUUGGAACUGCUGACUGGAGUGAGAUGUUUGGUCUUAAAGGAAACGGCAAAUGAUAUACAAUUCACUUUAGAACAAAGAGGAGAGUCUAAAUUUCAUUACUACCAGCUACUCAUCGAAAAAUCGGGUAAUUCAGAUAUCACCUAUAUCCCUAUCUGGAGCAAACCUGACCAUUUUUCAGGAGAUUGGGACGAGAAUGUAAAUGCAGUGAAGAAGUCAUUGAGAAGCUACUUGCAGUCUGAGUUUAAAUUUCCUCCAAAUGCAAUUUUGAAAUUUCAAAACGAAUUGAGCGUCUACCUAAACUAA